GUGCCGAGUUCGUUGAUACUUUGGUCUGUCUCAGUACCUACACGUAUAGUCUGUGACUGUAUUAUGGUAUACGUAUAAAUGUAUUCUAUACUCUACAGUCAGUAACACGUUAGCGUAAGUAGGGAGUAGACGCAUUGUUUCUUACGAAAAUACACCAAUAUCUGGUUUUCAGUGUGCUGUUACGUACUUAUUCUCGUGUUUGCAGAGUGCUAGUGAUUUAUUUGCUGUAAAUUGUGGAUUUGAUUUUCAUUUAGAAUUAUCAUCAGGAUGGUCCAACAGCGAUGACGUCAGGCAAGAAGAUGGAGUCGAAGGGCACCCAGAUCCACUUGCCGCUGAUCAGUCGCGGGAGCAGGGGCGAGAUCAACGACAAGGUCACUUUCUCACAAGUCAAGUCUCCGGAACAGCUGAACAAUGGUCAAGUUUUGGGAGGCUCCCAAGUAAAUCUAUGCAAUGGCGGCGCUGGCCCCAUGGCGCUCGUGCCCAAGAUCCCCAAUGGGUCAGCAUGUCAGAAGAAGCCCAUGGCGUCCCUCACACAUCUGCCGAAGCGGCCCCCAGUCGACAUAGAGUUUUCUGAACUAUCGUACUCUGUCAGCGAAGGUAGAAAGAGAGGAUACAAGACGCUACUCAAAUGUAUCAAUGGAACGUUCAGAUCCAGCGAGCUAACAGCUAUCAUGGGCCCAUCUGGCGCUGGCAAGAGUACACUCAUGAAUAUUCUGGCUGGAUAUAAAACAUCAAACGUAAGCGGUUCAAUCCUAAUCAACGGCAAGGAGAGAAACCUACGACGCUUCAGGAAGCUCUCCUGCUACAUUAUGCAAGACGACUGCUUACUUCCCCACCUGACCGUCAGAGAAGCAAUGACCGUAUCCGCGAACCUCAAACUAGGCAAAGACAUGACCGUGACCGCUAAGAAGAUUGUGAUAGACGAGAUCCUCGAAAUGCUUAGCUUGGGAGACGCUAGCGAUACCAGAACUAUCAAUCUCUCUGGUGGGCAAAAGAAACGGCUGUCUAUAGCCCUGGAACUGGUGAACAACCCCCCAGUGAUGUUCUUUGACGAACCUACAUCUGGGUUGGACAGUUCCGCGUGUUUCCAAUGUAUUUCUUUACUGAAAUCGUUGGCUAGAGGCGGUAGGACAAUCAUAUGCACGAUCCACCAGCCAUCUGCGAGGUUGUUUGAAACGUUCGAUUACUUGUAUACAUUGGCGGAGGGACAGUGUAUUUACCAAGGCCCAGUGAGGGAGUUGGUACCGUUCUUGUCAACUAUGGGCUUACAUUGUCCCAGUUACCACAAUCCUGCUGAUUACGUGAUGGAAGUAGCCACAGGCGAGCACGGAGAGUGGGUCCACAAACUGGUGGUGGCCGUGAACAAGGGUCACGCGGAGCGGGGGCAGACCACGGCAUCGUCGUCUUCUCCCAACUGCUUGUAUAAUAACCUGUCCAAGAACAAUAUACAGAAGGAGGCUCUUGAAAUUGUAAUUGACAAACCGACGUGCACGGUGAUAGACCUGUCCGAACCAACCGCCACAGAGAAGCCCCCAAUCCCGAACACCAACAACCUGGCCCCGGUCACGUGCACCACAUCCCUCCUCGACUCCAACGAGAGUUUCAACAAGAAACCACAAAAGACCGGCUUCCCAACAUCCGGGUGGAAGCAAUUCUGGAUCCUAUUGAAACGGACGUUCAAGAGCAUCCUGCGAGAUCCGAUGCUGACGCAUUUGAGGCUAGUUUCGCAUACCGUUGUGGGGCUGCUCAUUGGUAUACUGUAUUACGACAUUGGCACGGACGCCGCGAAGGUUAUGAGCAACGCCGGGUGUAUUUUCUUCACUGUUAUGUUCACUAUGUUCACAGCUAUGAUGCCUACUAUUCUAACAUUCCCAACCGAGAUGAGCGUGUUUGUGAGAGAGCAUUUGAACUACUGGUAUUCGUUAAAAGCCUUCUACUUCGCAAAGACUAUAGCAGACUUGCCCUUCCAGAUCGUGUUCAGCGGCGUGUACGUGAUAAUAGUGUACUUCAUGACGAGCCAGCCGAUGCAGCUGGACCGCGUGCUGAUGUUCACCACCGUCAACAUCCUCACCGCGCUGGUGGCGCAGUCCCUGGGCCUGCUCAUCGGCGCCGCCAUGAAGAUCGAGACCGGGGUCUACUUGGGGCCGGUGACCACCAUCCCGGUGGUGCUGUUCUCUGGCUUCUUCGUCAACUUCAACGCGAUCCCGGAGUACUUGCACUGGCUGACGUACAUCAGCUACAUCAGGUACGGCUUCGAAGGCGCCAUGCUGUCGGUGUACGGGUACGGUAGGGAGAAGCUGAACUGCUCGGUCGCGUACUGCCACUUCCGGACGCCCAGCCUCUUCCUCAAGGAGAUGAGCAUGGACCACGCGAACUUCUGGAUAGACGUCGGCGCGCUGAGCGCGUUCUUUGUAUUUAUUAGAGUAAUCUCCUACUUAGUGCUAAGGUUCAAGUUGAAAAUGAUGCAGUAGAGCACAAAUCGCUUCGUAUUCACUGUGACGGUGACGAUGAUUCUAUGAUACAUUUUCCAUUUUGUCGAGUUCUAGCAACACUGCCGUGUCAGUUGCCGCGUAAAAGUGACAGCUGACGUUUGGCCACGCCGCGCCGUGUCGUGCCGUGCCGCGUCGUGUCAUGACGUGUCGUGUCGUGUCGUGACGUGACGACUUGACAGCUGUCAGUUUUGCUUUUUCAAACGCGCCGGCGCAAAUAGUGGUCAACGUAGGUUAUAUAGUUUUCGAAAUAAUUAGCUUUAUAGUAUGCAGUUCGACUUAGUCGAUAAUUGUUUAUACGUAUGAAUAGGUUAAGGUUUUAUAGUUGAUCGGGCCCAUGACUUAAUUUUAAGUUACUUAAUGAUAUUAUUUUUCAUGUAACCAUUAAAUCGGUAGGCGUUUACGCGUACGCUUGUCUGCUCUGGUGUCUUUUGUUCGGGGUCUGUCAAAAUUACCUAAAUGAUAUUUUAGUUGAAGUGAACUAUUGUAAUACUAUUCUAUCCCUUGGUGCCCCGGUCGUGUAAUUGAUAUCCUAUACAAUGAUCUCAAAUGUUCUGCUUUAGCUACAUUUGCGUUAUGUUAUUAAUCGAAGCUUUAUUUUUACAUCACAUGCCGUAUGAUUUGGUUAUAUGUGAUUAUGGUUUUCAACUUUUUGAUAAUAAAAUUAUUUAUGCUGCGAGUCGUCAAAAAGUUGAUUAUUAUGAUAUAUUAUUUGUACCAAUUGUUUAUCAUAAUUUUAGAUAAUAAUGAAAUUCAUCGUUCCAGUGUUUUUUUAUAUAAUAAUUGCACGUUAUAUUGAAUCGUGCGGAUUGAAAUUCGUAAUUUAUAAGAUUUUCUAAUAUAAGAAUAUUAAUUAAGACAAGAAUGUAACAUAAAAAAUCGCAAUUAUCAUAUUAUAUAUAUUUAUUAGGUUAAACUCAUCAGCCUGAUUGGCCUAAGCAACACUAUUUAAAAUUUUAAGGUUUAAAAUACCUAGGUACCUUUACUUAAUACUUUUAAAAUAUUACUGUGUGUCCAUUCAUAUAAAAAACUUGAAAUUUUAAUGUUGGAAUUGUAUCCAUAUUUUCAUUUAACGUAUUUGUGACAAAAAAGGUGUGUAUGGAUGUGUUUUUGAUUUUUUUUAUUUUAUGAAACAGUAUUAUGUUAAUAUGACCAUAAUUAUUCCAAUACAAAUACCAGUAUGCUUUAGGAAAAGAAAAUUGUCUGCCUAAUAAAUUAGUGCUUAAAAUUUACUCUUUUAAAGUUUUGCUAUGAUUUUUUUUUUUUGCUAAAAAGGCACCUCUUUCCUUCGUGUUAUUGUAUAACUUGGCAGCUUUACUAAAACAUUUGAAUUUCUUGAACCUGACAAGUGCAUAUCAUAUCAUAUUUUUUUAUUAAAAAACACCAAUAUAAGGGACUAUUUAUUUUGGACUAUUUAGUUUGAUUUGUAUAAUGUUUAUGAGUUUUCUGGUACUACUUUAGAAUUCUGUAUCUUAUUUGCUUUAAAUUAGUUGUUAAUAUGUUUAUUUUAUCCAAAAUAUAUUAUUUUACGUGUGAUAUUCAUGACUGUGUUUUUAAAAUUGUUUAUUUUUUACAAGCGCCUCUAGCGGAUCAAUCGUGAAUUAAAUCUAUACCUUUAAAUCCGUUAUGAGCGUUUAUGAUAUUUGUUAAACAAGGGAAUUUUAUUUUAAAUAAGGAACAUUGAUAGAUUUAUAACGAUUUUGUUUAACCCGCUAUUAACUUGACUUAUUUUAAGUGUUUUAAAAUCGUAAUUUUGACAGACAAGAGCACGCAACGCCGGGCGUACAUAUAUUAUUCACUUCAUUCUAGUUGUAAUAGGUAAAUUUAUUGCGCUGUCUUUGGUAAUUCUCUUUAACGGUCUUCAUUACCAGUAUUUAUGAAUUCAUAAUAAACGACUGUGAUUUUUAUAGACAA
Messenger RNA from Zerene cesonia (dogface butterfly), 4403 nucleotides. It is a transcript of the gene Atet, whose product is annotated as ATP-binding cassette sub-family G member 1. The coding region runs from base 282 to 2471 and encodes 729 amino acids. The transcript is spliced from 8 exons. The record is from RefSeq and is a predicted model, not a curated record. NCBI's taxonomy places the organism in Eukaryota, Metazoa, Arthropoda, Insecta, Lepidoptera, Pieridae. Gene Ontology annotation, molecular function: ATP binding; ABC-type transporter activity; ATP hydrolysis activity. Gene Ontology annotation, cellular component: plasma membrane.